This is a messenger RNA of Xenopus tropicalis (tropical clawed frog), 2774 nucleotides long. RefSeq names its product polymerase (DNA directed) nu (gene poln). The record is from RefSeq and is a predicted model, not a curated record. The coding region runs from base 207 to 2216 and encodes 669 amino acids. Lineage: Eukaryota; Metazoa; Chordata; Amphibia; Anura; Pipidae. The transcript is spliced from 22 exons. Gene Ontology annotation, molecular function: DNA binding; DNA-directed DNA polymerase activity; nucleic acid binding. Gene Ontology annotation, biological process: DNA biosynthetic process; DNA-templated DNA replication; DNA replication.
AAGCUGCUACAUCUCUGGGUGCGCCUUCAGUUCGUACCAACUCAACCAAAAUUAAAUCUGGCAGAGAAAACCAAGAACAAGAAGUGGCACGUGCCUUCCCUCUGCAGAAAAGCCCUGCCAGUGAAGACCGCUGUCUUGCAGCUAGAAAGGGAAAGCUGGAUUCUUUUUUUAAACAACAAUAUUUUUCAGAAAAUGGGGAUGCAAAAAUGUUGCAACCUUUGUGCGUUAAGGAGACAGAAAAGAUACAAAUAUGUAAUGUCGGUUCUAUGAGGAAAGAUCAGCAGUGUGUUUUAAUGGAAGAGAUAAAACAGGCCAGAUCCCUAGUAGUAACAAUGGAGUUCCAUGAUGGAUCCUCGCAACUCAGUAUUAAUAAGGAUUCAGCUGCGCAAGUGAAAGGGAUUAUUAUAUUGAUUAAAAAGCAACCCAUAUAUAUGCCCUUAGAGAUGAAUGCGGCUGGUGUCAGUGAAGAUAAGUAUAUUUAUAUAGGCACAGCAAAUGAUACACUAUGGAAGAAAGGACAACCACCAAAAGAAUUUGUCAGGAAUUUGCUCUCCCUUGUACUGCAAAUGAACACAAAUGUAAUUUGCUUCAAUGCCAAAGAUUUUCUUCGGACAGUCCUUCUUGUCUAUGGGGAGAAAGAAAGCUGGAAAAGAGUUACAAACAGCAUUGUGCUGGACCCCAGAAUAGCGGCGUGGCUCUUAAAUCCAGCAGACUAUAACCCAUCUUUUGAAGAUUUGGUCUGCAAAUAUUGCACAAAUCCGGACUUAAAAACUGCAAGAAAAACUUCAGAUCCUUCGCAUCAGAACACAUACACAAACAUGAAUGUGCUGUAUACACUGAUGAUGAACAUAUGUGCUAAACUUCAGUCGGAGGGAUUAUGGGAGCUUUUUUGUACCAUAGAACUUCCACUGACAGCGAUUUUGGCAGCCAUGGAAGUCAGCAGAAUACAUGUUAAUCAGGAGGAGCUAAAGGUUACAUCUGACCUUCUAGGGGCUCACCUUAAACAACUGGAACAGGACGCACACCGUGUGGCAGGGCAGAAGUUCAGAAUAACCAGCAGCAAUGAACUCAGGGAGGUGCUUUUUGAUAAAUUACACUUGCAUCUUCAAUGUAAAAGCAAGAAACUUCCUCGGACAAGCUUGCGGCACCUUCCAUCAACUGCUGAAACUGUGUUGCAUCAACUUCAGGAUCUUCAUCCACUGCCCAAAAUUGUGUUAGAAUAUAGACAGAUACAAAAAAUUAAAUCAACCUAUAUAGACGGGCUUUUAUCUUGCGUGGCCAAGGGCGGCGAAGCUUGUGUAUCUCCGACUUGGAAUCAGACAGGAACAGUGAGCGGCAGACUUUCUGCAAAGCAUCCUAACAUCCAGGGCAUUCCAAAGCUGGCAGUUCAGAUAGCAAAGCCGCAGUAUAUACAAGGCAAAGACAAAGAAAUGAUCACCAUUAAUCCAAGGGCUAUGUUUAUAGCUGCCAAAGGCUUCACUUUCCUAGCAGCAGACUUUUCACAGAUAGAACUUCGCUUAAUGGCACACUUUUCUUCUGAUCCCGAACUCCUGAAAUUGUUUGAAAAGCCAGAAUCAAUGGAUGUUUUUACAAAACUGGCAUCACAGUGGAAAGAUGUGGAUCCUGAGAAUGUAACGCAAGCAGACAGGGAACAAGCGAAACGCACAGUGUACUCGGUACUCUAUGGAGCAGGUAAGGAACGCCUUUCACAGUACCUGGGUAUCACACCGAAAGAAGCCAAUGCAUUUAUCGAAAGCUUUCUAAAAAAAUAUAAACUGUCGGAGUUUACUCAACAAAUUAUACAGCAGUGCCAGAAUACAGGAUUUGUGGUCUCACUUAUGGGUCGCAAAAGACCCCUCCCCCACAUUACAGCAACGGACUUCUCUUUGAGAACUCAGGCAGAAAGACAAGCUGUAAAUUUUGUAAUUCAAGGGUCUGCUGCUGAUCUGUGCAAAAUGGCCAUGAUUAACAUCUCCACAUCAUUAGCAUCAUGUUCAGCUUCAGUAGCCAGGAUUGUUGCUCAGAUCCACGACGAGUUGCUAUUUGAGGUGGAGGAUGCGCAAAUCUAUGAGUUUGCAGCUGUUGUUAAAGAAACCAUGGAGUCUGUACAGCACAUGAAAGGAGUUCAGCUAAAGGUCCCGCUGAAAGUAGCUUUGACCACUGGCAAAUCGUGGGGGAGCAUGAGAGAAAUCGAAGUGAGGAAGAAGAGCCUUUAGGGAAGGGGUUAUUCAGCCGCCACUCUUUCCCUAACAAAUCUCCAAGCAACCGCUCGGCUGGGUCUUUCAUCAGCACCUAAUUCUCAGCAUGUAAAUUUCCCUUACUUCAUUCCGUCGGUAGCCCUGGGCAACGGCAAGGGGAUUAGACUGGCUCAUUCCAGUUUAUUCUACUUCUAGCCACCGUGCCAGAGCUUUACUUAAUGCUAAUAUCAAGCACCUAUAAUAUAAGGGAAAAUUACAGAUGUGUGUGUGUAUUAUGCACUGUCCCCUCACUAUCACGCCGCACACAUGGAAUUCACAUUAUCCAUCCGUGAAGGUUAAUCUUCAACGUAUUUACUUACCUACAGUAGCUAACCAGAUACAAUGCACUCCAUAACCCCCUCCUAACUGCCUGGGCGCUGAUACAAAAAGGGACUAUAUAUAGCAGAAGUGACAGCAAAAACAGGUCGCUAAAAUGAAAUUGUACAAAAGUAAUAUACUGUUUUUUCUGCACUGGUACAAUUGGUGUGUUUGCCUCUGAAACCCUACUAUAGUUCAUAUAACCAAAGCUGCUCUGUA